AAUGUUGGAACAUAAGUCGUAUGUGUAAGCAACCUUUAUUUUGAAAAGCCAGCCUUUAUUUCAGAGAAAUUAUCCAGGAAGUAGCUGAAAAUGUUUGUUUAUAAAAAAUAGUGUAACGUCUAUGGCCUUAACUGUGUAGUCUCAAGACGUUGACUAAGCACUUAGUUUCAAAUUACUAUAACAUAAGUGUUUAACAUUGACAUAGUGCAAAGGACAUGUACGAUACGGUCGCCUUUAACGCUCAGCUAGCCUCCAUCAUUGAGGUUUUGGCAAAUGCAGCCGUUGCCGAAAUCUGCAAACUUGUAGAUGAUGACCAUGCUGCCUUACGUUUGGAAAUUUCCCAUAGUCAGAGAGAAAUCGAUAACCUGCGUAGGAAGUUGCUGCUGACAAAAUUCCAGCAUUCUCGACGAAGCGCAGAGAAAUUCGGAGCCCUCCGACACACUGUCAGCAAGCGGGACACAGAUCUUGUUGCCCGGGCAAGAGGGAGCUUCCAAGUGGAGAAUCGCUGUGCCGAGCGUAAAGGGAGAAAUUUUACGCAGGAUGCCACCAACUGGAGAGACGCAGGACGCACAGCGACAGACAAGGAUGUGGGCAUGCCGAUGGCAGAUAUGCAAGGGAUGCCUCUUAUCAAAAUGGAGAACCUUGACACCAGCAGCCCGGAAGAGAUUGUCCAACCAGUCAGUGAGAGCAGUGAGAAGAUUGUGCCAGAACCAGGUUCUUCAUCCUCUACUGAACCCACAGACCUUCUGGACCAGCAGGGCAACAGACACAGAGCUCCAGACACCUCAGUCAAUAUUGAACCUGAAAACCAGACGUUCCAGCAUCCAGCGUCACAAUACAACAGAACAAGACAGGACCAUCAGGUUGCUGAGGGUGUGACCUGGGAAACUGACCAUCAACCCAUAGAAUACAGCCUGUCCCAAUGGACAGAGAACCAAGAGACUGACAACCCAACUGUGAAUGCUCCUCAUAAUUUAGGGCCAGACUCCAAAAUGCUGUCUGAACAUCCAGAGAGGAGAGGAGUGACUGGUAACUCUGGGGUCUACAUGUCUGCUUUGGGCUCUCUGGACUGGGUGCCUGAUGUAGUGCUGGUGGACUCAGUUCCCAUUAAAGUGGAGGCAGAUAUGAGUUCAGAAUGGAGCAUAACUGGCCAAGAGGCGACAUCUGGAGAGGUUUGUUCAGAAAACAGGCAGCUUGUAGACAACAGAGGAAGAGGGAGAAUGGAGUCUGGACAGACAAAGUGUCCCCCUGACACUCAACAUGCAGAGCAAGGGACAACUGUAGGAUCAAGGUCCAAGAUGUCAGAUUUCAACGGACUGUCCACCCGAAACAGCUUUUCAUCCCCAAGGGUUACCCUCCACCAGGUUCCCCAAAGAGGGAAGCCAGCCCCCUUCCCGAAUUUCAGCAGAGGCUCCACUUCUUCAUUGAAAGGCAUAGAAAAGCAGCAACAACAGCUGACGUCUCACUCCACCCAGAGGCAGCUCCGGUGCAGCCUCUGCGGAAAGCUCUUCCCCAAGCCGGCACACCUGCAGAGGCACAUGCGGGUCCAUACGGGUGAGAAACCGUACGGCUGCAGCCACUGCACCAAGCGCUUCUCCCACAGCCACCAGCUGAAGAUGCAUGAGAGGGUGCACACCGGAGAGAAACCGUUUCAAUGUGUCUACUGUGGGAAGUGCUUCACCCAGUCUGGCCACAUGAAGAAGCAUCUCCUUGUCCACACUGGUGGCAGGCCACAGGAUAUUAUGCUGCCCUGAGUGUUCCAAGGUGAAGUUUCCCCUAGGUACAGAUCUUGGAUCAGUUUCCUCUCCCCAAUCCUAACCUUAAACAUUUGUCCUAAAAAAAUGCAGAACUGCCCCAAGAUCAGCAUCUAGGGGCAACUUCACAAUAAUGAUAGGCAGGGCCAGGAGUUUUCCCUCACCAUGUGACCAGACCAGGGAAUAAUUCCUGUCCCUAGUUGUAAGGGGAAUGGCUCCACACUAUUGGGGUUUUCAUAUGAAGACUGGGUCCAUGUGUUUUUGUAUUGUUUCAUUGGAAGUAUUUAAGUUUUCUUGUUUUUCAAUCAACAAACAAAACAAUCCACAUUCACAGAUGUGGCAGAAAUAAAAAAAUAAACAAACAACAAAUUUUCAGCAGUACUAUCCGUGAACGUGUUUGCCAUUUCCAGCUUUAACUGAGACAACGAGCAAAUAACUUGUUUUACAGCAUGUAUAUACACACAUUUCCUUAAUCUCCCCAUUCUGUCCAGUUUGAAAUAUAGUUGAGUAGUGGAGACCAGAGUCAAUUGAACCUGCGCCGUCUCUCGCGGAGGUCACAAGUGAGCUUUUCAAGAGGAAGAAAGUCAACAACCUGGUCAAUCCACAUUUUAAAUUGAGGACAGGAGCAGAAUUGGUGGAA
This is a messenger RNA of Oncorhynchus tshawytscha (Chinook salmon), 2394 nucleotides long. RefSeq names its product neurotrophin receptor-interacting factor homolog. The coding region runs from base 216 to 1754 and encodes 512 amino acids. The transcript is spliced from 4 exons. The record is from RefSeq and is a predicted model, not a curated record. Gene Ontology annotation, molecular function: RNA polymerase II cis-regulatory region sequence-specific DNA binding; DNA-binding transcription factor activity. Gene Ontology annotation, biological process: regulation of transcription by RNA polymerase II. NCBI's taxonomy places the organism in Eukaryota, Metazoa, Chordata, Actinopteri, Salmoniformes, Salmonidae.